Guyanagaster necrorhizus is the source of this 2268-nucleotide messenger RNA. RefSeq lists its product as uncharacterized. The coding region runs from base 1 to 1818 and encodes 605 amino acids. The transcript has 12 exons. Gene Ontology annotation, molecular function: cysteine-type deubiquitinase activity; proteasome binding. NCBI's taxonomy places the organism in Eukaryota, Fungi, Basidiomycota, Agaricomycetes, Agaricales, Physalacriaceae. Gene Ontology annotation, biological process: proteasome-mediated ubiquitin-dependent protein catabolic process; protein deubiquitination; regulation of proteasomal protein catabolic process. The record is from RefSeq and is a predicted model, not a curated record.
AUGGACGAGGAAGAAACACAAAUGCAAUUUUUAUCUGCCAUGAUGGGCAGCGACUUCAGCACCGAAGUUGCGCGUCGCGUUCUUCGAAAACACAAUGGCAGUGCAGAGAAGGCAGCCGAAGCUUUACUCGCAGGCGACAAUGGCGAGGACGAUGCGGUGGUUUCUAUCCACACAACGGGUACCACCCAGCCCGCUGUCAUAGACCUCACGAGUGACGACUCUGAGGAAGUGAAUCGUGCCAUUCGCAUGUCUCUGAACGAGGACGAGUCGCCACCGCCGAAGUUUGGCCCGAGCAAUCGUGCCCCAGAUCCAGCUUGGCAAGUCGUAGCGUCGAAUGUAUCUACCUCCAACGACGCCCAGAUGGAACAGGCCAUUCAAAACAGCUUGGAAGACUUUGCAGUGGAAGACGACGACCACCCAUCUGUUGAGCUGGCUGUACGAGAGGGUGGAAGGCCCGUGGCAAUUCGACCAGAAAUAUCGAAUCUGGCGUAUGCUGCAUUGAUCCUACAAGCACUGUACUAUGUUCCCCAAAUACGACGAAAGGUGUCCGAAGUCAACCUUGACUCGCCGCUGCUGCAAGAGUAUCCUGUUGAACGGGAAGCACUGAGGUUACUCCGGGAUAUGUUCGUGCACCAGGAUCUCGCGCAGCUAUCUAUCAUUCUCGAUCAAGAAGUCUUACAAGCCUUCCGGGCGCAGCCUAUCCAUGAGACUCAGAAAAUCUGCGAAUACUCGCUCAGAUUCUACGGCGAAGUCAUGGGCGUUCUAACGCACUAUAUGAGAGCCGAGGAUCCAGAAGGAGUUCCUUUGGGUGCUUUGCAGUCUGGAACGGUGCAUAUUGUCGACGGCAAACGCCACAACCAAACCCCGCAUCACAAGAACGAAAUCCUCACACCCGUAUACGUGGAAUAUGGGUGGAACGAUGUGCAUGAGGAUCUUGUACAGCGUCUGUCCCUGACUCUAAUGCAAGAACUCAAUGCACUCCAGUACAAGUACGAAGUGAUCGUUGAACCGGCUCCGGAAGUGGUGGCGUUCGUUCUCAAAAACGAAGGGAAAUGCUUAUCUCCUCCGGCACUAACUUUUCCCAAGACGAUAUACAUGGAUCGGUUUUUGAACGAAAGCACUGAGUUUGCGCAUCAGAAGCAGCAAGAAGUGCGGGAUAUGCAAGAGGCUGUGAACAAGCUGUGGCAAAGCAAACAGGCACUGACGCAAUUUAAUAACAAAGAUACCCUGAAGGAUCUAAGGACGACACUGUACUAUUACGAAGAGGUGGCGCAGGCGAAAGAUGAUGAUCCCGACCGACGUGCUCGUAUUGACGCAAUGGUUAGCAAACUGCGAAAUUCGAUUGGUGUUAUUGAGAAGGAACUUGAAGUCAUCGAUAUGGAGAGCACGAGGCUGUUAGAGGAGUCGCAGCGCGUACUUGACUGCCCAGAACUCAAGAACCACCCUUACGAUCUCCGCGCUGUUCUGAUGCACGACGGACUGCCGGGGAGGAAGCAUGUCUAUUUAUACGUGCAAGACGCGGGGGGGAUUUGGUGGAAAACGGUGGAUACCGUCGUGACUGAGGUACCGGAGGAGGAUGUGUUUCGGGAUACCACAGGAAUGCUGCUCGGCGCUGGACCAUACAUGCUGCUCUACAGCCGCAGUUUAUCCAAGGAGGAGCUCGAAGCGCCGGUACAAUGGCCGAGGGAGAGCACGGAGCUGACAGAGAUGAAUAACAAGACAUUUUUGGACUCUUUGCCACCUGAGAUUGCGGCCAGGGCCCGACCGAGGACAGGGAGUAGCAUUGAUCAUGGAGAUAUGAUGGAUACGACUGCAUAGAGGAGGAAUUUAUGUUACGCAAACUGGUUAGCCUGGAAUCGACGCCCGUGUCGUGGAUUACACGCCACUCCUCGUAGACCUUGCAAGAAAAAACUGAAUCCGUUGUGAUGGAUUUGCCCUGGAUACGUGACAGAAUUGCUGUGUGUAUGUGAUGGAUCAGCUGAAAGGGCUCAGUGUCUUGGCAGAUGAAUCGUAAAUUGCCAAAUGGGGAGGAGAUGAAAGAAGAAGACCGCGCCAUUUUUUUCUCCAUUAUUAUCUCUUUCUUCCUUACGCCCAUCUUGGUGUCCGUUCACCGUCCUUUUCUACUUUGUCCUUCGCGGACCAAGCACAUUCCUUUAUAUAAAAGCCUGUAUUUCUUGACGACAGCCUUGCUCAGCCCCGCAAUGCCUUUCUUCAGCAAACGUUCUCUCUUUGCCGCCGUCGCCACUGCUCUUUUACCAGCGGUGCAUG